Dermacentor andersoni is the source of this 675-nucleotide messenger RNA. RefSeq lists its product as uncharacterized. Lineage: Eukaryota; Metazoa; Arthropoda; Arachnida; Ixodida; Ixodidae. The record is from RefSeq and is a predicted model, not a curated record.
CCUCAUUCCAGCACUCCUUCCGGAAAGCCCGAAGGUAAGAACCCCUUGGAGCUGUCGAGUCUUCUAGCGGUUUGGUGUUCUACGGACGCUGGUAUCGGGUUUCAAGCCGUGAAUGUCGGUUCCAAUUGUCGGUGACAAAUACAAGCCUUAAAUUCUGUUUCUUUAUUUUUCAGCUACCUGUGAUGGAAAACGUCGUAGUUCUUCACAGACACUGUGCUCCCCGACAAAAGCAAAUUGGAGAUCUUCACCGUGCGGCGCUGCCCUUCGGGGGCGCCAUGACCAUAGGCAACACAUUUAAAGCCGUCGCAAAUGGACAUCUUUCCUUCACUGACGCGAAGCUCAAGGAAGCCAAGGAAAGGUUACACAACAAGGGGGUCUCGGUAAGCCGAAUCGACAGUCGCAACGCGACGCUCCAAAUAGUGGACGAGAAUGUAGCUUCGGCUGCUAUGGCCAAAGAGGAGACCAUUGGCCAUAAGGAAAAGCCUGUGGAGACUGAACUGGCCUCCCACAAGAUCCGAGUUGACAUGGAUCACAAGAAAACGCGCCAGGAUGACGGCACAGAAAAGGAGGAGACGCUCAUAACAGCCACAUACCGUGGCCUCACGGAAGAGCUUCCUAGAAAGCUGGUGAAAUAUUUUGUUGAGGGCCUGUGAAUAAAAUGUCAUUUUCACUGUA